AUGACUGUGGUCAGAAGAUCUCACCAGGGUCAGCAUCAGCACUGCUCAGUCCAGCAAGUUGUGUGGGGUCCUGUCAGCCAGCAUCUGCCCCCAGCCUGCCUGGCCUCCCCACCUGUAGUGUGUGUUCAUCUCGUGGCCUGUGUCUCACAGCUUCUCACUCCCAUGUCUGUGUCCACAGAUGAGUUCGUGGUCGAGGGCCCCUCGGACCCUGUUGUGGCAGUGCUGGGUGCUGAUGCCACACUGCCCUGCUUCCUGUUCCCACCCAUGAGUGCAGUGACUAUGGAACAGCGGGGGUUCCGCACCGAGUUCUCGAGUGGUGCAGAAGUGGUGCUCAGCUUUUGGGACCAACAGGAGCAGAAGGAGGAGCAGAUGGCCCAGUACGCAGGGCGGGCCUCGCUGGUGAGGGACCUCCUUACCCAGGGGGAGGCUGCUGUGCGCAUCCACAAUGUCCGGGUUUCCGACAACGGGCUGUACACCUGCUCCUUUAGCAAGGGAGGCUUCUACGAGGCAGCCAACUUGGAACUGAAGGUGGCAGGGGUGGGCUCUGCCCCUCAGGUGCACAUCCGAGGGCCCGAGGAGGACGGGGUCCGCGUGGUGUGCACGGCCUCAGGGUGGUUCCCGAAGCCCCAGGUGCAGUGGAGAGACCUCAGGGGAGAGAAGCUCCUGUUGCACGUGCAGCAGGAAAGGAAGAAGCUGCCUUUGGAAAAGGAGGAGGCCCAGCAGGCGAAGGAGGAGGCUCUGAAGGCGAGCGGGGAGAGGAAAGCAGCUUACCUGGCUGCCUGGAGGAAGGCCCAGCUGUACGGGGACUGGCGGAAGGAGCAGUUCCAGGCCUUGGCUGUCACUCUGGAUCUAAGUCGUGCUCAUCCCAAACUUGCUGUCUCUCAGGACAGGACAAGUGUGACCCGGAAGGACACCUAUGUGAGCUCAGAUGAUUUCUAUGGCGUGUGGGGCCAUGAGGAGAUCACGUCCGGGCGCUGUUACUGGGAGGUGGAGAUCAGGGAUACAGACAGCUCUGAGUGGGCUCUGGGCAUCCAUGGGGAAGAUGCGAAAGAUCAGCCAAAUGGUUCUGGGUUUGCUGGAUUCUGGGUUGUGGGGAGGUCUGCAAGUAGAUAUUAUGCCAUCACUAAACCAGUAUCUCAGCUGUUCCUUAGGCAGCCUCCCCACAGGGUGGGCAUUUUCCUGGACUACAGUGAGGGGGACGUCUCCUUCUACAACAUGACUGACGGGUCCCACAUGUUCUCUUUCCCACCGGCUUCCUUCUCUGGGACUCUUUUCCCUUACUUCAUGCUUAAGUCAGGAGAUGUGUCCAUGACCAUCUGCUCCACAGUGGGUGGGCCUGAAGAGUCCUCUGUACCCCUCAGCAAUUCUUCCUCUUUGGAGCCCAUAAAACCCUCUCCCCCAGGGGAGCUCGCACCCUUGCUUGGCACAGACUCAGGGGCCCAACUGCCAUCACUCCCCUGA
Molecule: messenger RNA, 1461 nt
Organism: Tupaia belangeri chinensis (Chinese tree shrew)
Lineage: Eukaryota; Metazoa; Chordata; Mammalia; Scandentia; Tupaiidae
Product: butyrophilin subfamily 3 member A3-like
Biological process (GO): T cell receptor signaling pathway; regulation of cytokine production
Cellular component (GO): external side of plasma membrane
Molecular function (GO): signaling receptor binding
Source: RefSeq, a predicted model, not a curated record